AAAAAAUCAAAUAUUUAGAAAAAAAAUUUUCUUUCCCUACAACAUUUACAACUCGAUCAGAUAGAGGGAAGGCUAUAAUAUUCAACACUACAAGAUGAAACUCCUGAUUACUACUCUCCUACUUCUGACGUUUGCAUCAACAAUGAACUGCCAUGGAGGUCAUUGUGGAGGACAUUCUUCUGGCUGGGGAUGUUAUGGAGGUCAAACAGGAGGCCAUUAUUCCGGUUGGGGGUGUUCUGGAGGUCAACCAGGAGGCCAUUCUUCUGGCUGGGGAUGCCACGGAGGUCAGCCAGGAGGUCAUUCUUCUGGUUGGGGGUGUUCUGGAGGUCAAUCAAGGGGGUCAACAUCCGGCUGGGGAUGUCAAGGUGGUCAACAAGGUGGUCAAUGCCAAGGCUACUAA
Molecule: messenger RNA, 400 nt
Organism: Eurytemora carolleeae
Lineage: Eukaryota; Metazoa; Arthropoda; Copepoda; Calanoida; Temoridae
Product: tenecin-3
Exons: 2
Coding region: 95-400 (101 amino acids)
Source: RefSeq, a predicted model, not a curated record